Molecule: messenger RNA, 2552 nt
Organism: Xenopus tropicalis (tropical clawed frog)
Lineage: Eukaryota; Metazoa; Chordata; Amphibia; Anura; Pipidae
Gene: fancbl
Product: Fanconi anemia group B protein like
Exons: 8
Coding region: 98-2368 (756 amino acids)
Biological process (GO): interstrand cross-link repair
Cellular component (GO): Fanconi anaemia nuclear complex
Source: RefSeq, a predicted model, not a curated record
UAUAAAGGAUGGAUGUGUUGCACAGGAAUUCAUAAUAAAGAGUUGACCGAAUGAAAGCAGGAUUACACCUUAUGGAGACAACAAAUAGUUUCUUUCUAUGGAGACCUUAUUUUUCAAAUCCCUGAUAGCAAAAGAAUUUGUAAGGGCCAGUGAAAAGUACAAGUUGCUUUUCUUUAGAAAGAGGUUUGACAGAGUCUCUCAGACGUUUAUUGAGCAGUCCCUGGGACAGUACAGCUUUCCAGGCACUAAAUCUGGGGUGGAACUUGUAUGCAUUAAUUGUGUAACGGACUCCCGUACAGGCUUAAACCUUCCUUGUGUUUUGCUAAAAACGUGUAAAGCUGGCCAUACACGCACCGAUGACCGAUGGUCGCACGAAAGAUCGUCAGGUCGCCACGUGUGUCGCCACCUUAAGAAAAAGAGUAGCGGUGCCACAAAAUGUACCUUGCUCCUGUUCCAUGCAUCCAGUGAGGUUGAAUGUUUUCUGAAGUUUCCACUAGAUGUGGAUAGAUUGCAAGAUCUACAGAUUUGUGAUGGUCCAGCUGUUUUGUGGAGGUAUCAAGAGAAAUUGUGUUAUAUUUCACGGUUUACUUCUGGUAUUUUAACAUCACCCCUCAGUGUGACUGCUAUACAAUGGGUCGGUACAGUAGAUGGUGAAGGAACAAUCAUCUUUGGCACCACGGACUUAAGUUUUCAAGUGGCCGACAAUAUAACAAGUGGACUUCACCUCGAUGGUACGCUUCAGGGUACUGAGUUUGUUUUGUAUUCCGUUGAAAAGCAGAGCAACGUUCCAGGGAUCUGCUUUCUUCCACAUGCGUACAGCACUGUUUUACGUUGCCUUCAGGUGUGCAUGAUACAAAAAGGGAAUGACAGAUAUGAGACAUCAGGUGCUGCAGUGAGCAGUAAACAGCUGAUUUGGAUAGAAAAUGGAACUCCGAAAGAAGUUUGCCAGCUUCCAUUUGAGAAUCCCUGCAAGCUACAAGUCGCUUCGACAAGCCGAGGGGAUUUGUUGUUUAUUAUUUCCUUUGCUUCUGGAGAUGUAUGCGCAGUACAGAAAGAUGGUUUUAAGGUAGCUGCAACUUGGCAGCAAGUCUAUACUGUUCUCAUCGAUGAUUUCCUUGGCAAAGGUGCUGAUCAAAUACUCUUGCUGUUUAAGUAUGAACCAAACAGUUCACCUGACCUUCAAUCAUUCAAACUAACUGACUGCUGUUUGAUUUCUGUCUCUUUAACUCUGGUAUCUAGGGACUACUGCUGUCAAGGCUAUCAAGUUUGGGGUUAUUUACUCUUGAGAAAAGGUGUUUGCAAGGGGACUCGAUUCCUUUUUACAACACCGCCAGCCGACAUGGUUCCUCACCCCUGCGCACCUCUCCCCUCCCUGCACCUGUGUCCUCUCGUCCCCGCUCGCCUCUCCACCCCAGCACCGCCAGCCGACAUGGCAGGUUUGCUUUCACUUCAAGAAUUGCAACAGGAUUUGGAACUCAAAGAUAGGGUCCUAAGAUCUUCUGGUGAGGCAUUAAUCAACAUGGUCCAAGGCAAGGAAAGUGCUGUGCCCUGUGCAGACAAGGAGGGCUUGGUUUCCCUUUGGGAUGAUAUAAAAGGCAGUCCUUGCCCACCCAGUACAGAGAUGUGUCCAUCCUUGCCAGAUGAAUGCCCUGUAGAGAGAAUAUGGCAACGUGUUGUCGAUGACCUUUUGGUGAUUGGUGUAAAGCUCAGCAGCUCAGCGUAUCUGUGUUGUAUAGAAGACCUUUUGGCUGUUUUAUCCACAUAUUUAAAAUGUUCCCUCCAUAUCUCCUCGCCUGACUGUACACUGACUUUAGUGAAAUUGUGGAUGAUUGUUCAUAUGCAGGGGGAACCUGUGCGACACAUCCCAGAAAUCACUUUCAGUCUUGACGGCACUCUUUUUCUCUGGAAUCCACAGAGCCCUUGUGAAGGGAAACUUACCAUCUUUGCAAGGAAUAAGGCAGUGUUUCUCCAGUGCCUCUGCAGUCUCAAAAGUGUUCCUCCUCCAACCUGUGUGCUGAACAUUGUAAAACAAGAGGGCACACACUGUUUGGCUGAAAGCUUGGCGUUAUCCCUGGAAGAGGAGUUGCUGGCCCUCAGGAGUGCAAUAUUCACAUCAGCAAGCGAUGUUGAAGAAGACUUGACCCUGAGAAGUAAAAUGCAGAAAAAGCCCAGCAGCACAAUAACUCCUUUAUCCGACACUAAAGAAGACGUGGAGAGAUACAGAGAAGAGCUCUUAAUUGAGCAGGAGCAAAGUAAGCUGGGAGCUAACAUCACAAUAAAAAGCGACCAGUACAGACAACUCAUAGCAAAAGUAGCUCAGAUUCAAAUGAACUCUGACAGAAUUGCAGGGAAACUGGCCACUUUGUGAUCUCUGUGUCACAUUAAAUAUCACCUUGGAGGUUACUCUAAUAGUUGUGAUUUGUUCAUAUUCAGUCAGUACUGAAUAAUGCACCAUAAACUAUACUGCAGGCUUAAAUAUUUCAUUCAAAAUAGAUUCAAAGUGUUGUCAAGCGUAAGGCUAAGGCUUGUUUUAUACAGGUUACAAAUGGAAU